UGUACAUCUAGGCCGCCAAUCCGGAAGAUGGCCAAGGCAGUCUUGAUAGAUCUGUGGCACUUAGGAACAAAGGCUUGGAACGACGGGGUCCAGGAAUUGAUUACUGGUGUAUUAGAAACCACAGUGAAGGAAGACUCCUCCCAGAGCCCGUUUGUGUAUCUCACGUGCCUCCGGACCCACAGCUACGAAAGGAAUGGCGAAGAUCUGCUUCAGAAAGCCUUAAAACGUUUCCAUUGCCCCGAGAAAGGGCUGGAGGUGGUGAGUGCUGAAAGUUUUGGUGCUGCUUUAUACACCAUUAAGCAGAAGCUGGACGAAAAGGAUGUGGAGGCCAUUACCAUUGUGCUGUCGUCGCAAAGAAAAUCCUUAAUGAGAAAGUAUAUUGACCAGCUGUUUACUAGCCUUUACCAAUUUGAGUUUAUAGAUCUACGGAUGAAAUCUGAAGAAGGACUCUUGAAGAAAUCCUUAGGGCCACAGAGUGAAGUAGGACCUCUCGUAGAUCCUGAUGCGGAAAGGAUCCAGGAGGAAAUAAAGCAGUUUUUGGAAAGUCUUCCCAGUCUGAAAGGGAACCCCACUAUCCUCAAAUCUUUACUGAUCCCAGAUCACAUUUUCCUGCAUGGAUUCAUGACAAGAACAGGAGGCAUCUCGUAUAUACCAACGCUGAGUUCUUUUAAUCUCUUUAGUAGUUCUAAGCGGCGGGACCCACCAGCUGUGGUUAAGGAAAACCUUCGAAGGUUGUCCAGCGCGGUUGGAUUCAACCAAGAUAUGUUUCACAGGAUAAAGGUCAACCAUGCCAAUGACGUUUGGGUGAUGGGAAAGCCCCAACCAGAUAGCUAUGAUGGAAUCGUAACCAAUCAAAGAGGAACGACCAUUGCGGCUCCUGGAGCAGACUGCAUUCCUGUGCUAUUUGCGGACCCGGUCAAAAAAGUGUGCGGGGCUGCUCAUUCAGGUUGGCAAGGCACAUUACUAGGGGUUUCUAUGGCUGUAGUAAACGCUAUGGUAACAGAAUACGGUUGUGACGUGAAAGAUAUCCUCAUAGUUCUUGGACCAUCUGUUGGGCCCUGUUGCUUUAAGUUACCGCAAGAAUCAGCAAAGGAGUUUUACAAGAUUGAUCCAAAAUGCGUAAGAUGUUUUGAAUCACCCAGUCCUUACGUUGAUAUUCGAAGAGCAACACGAGUUCUCCUAGAAGCUGGAGGGAUUCUACCGACGAACAUUCAGGAUGACUCCAUAACAGACCCAAAUCAAAACCUCACCCUUUGCACAUCAUGUUUUCCUGAAAAGUUCUAUUCUCAUGUUCGAGAUGGAGAAAACUUUGGAACCCAGAUUGGCUUCAUCUCUAUUAAAAACUGAGGGUACUGUGCAUCCUAAACAGUGGGAAUUAUUGACGAAGGCUGAU
This is a messenger RNA of Candoia aspera, 1393 nucleotides long. It is a transcript of the gene LACC1, whose product is annotated as laccase domain containing 1. Gene Ontology annotation, molecular function: copper ion binding. The transcript has 5 exons. The record is from RefSeq and is a predicted model, not a curated record. The coding region runs from base 28 to 1347 and encodes 439 amino acids. NCBI's taxonomy places the organism in Eukaryota, Metazoa, Chordata, Lepidosauria, Squamata, Candoiidae.